AUGACAAAAGACAUGCAAACAGAGAUGACGAAGCUAAAAAAUAUUCAUGCCGAUAUGCUGAAAACCAUUAGUCUUUUGGAAGAAACAAACAAUGCAUACUCAAGGAAAAUAGGCGAAUUAGAAGAAAGAACAAAAGAAGACAGGUGUCGAUUGUCGGAGAACACUGAAGGAAAUGCCAACGAUCAACAGAAUAUAUUAGACGAUAGGGAUAAACAGCUGAGGACUGAGGAAAAUGUAUCUUUGUAUGAUGAACUUUUUAAACAAUCCAGGAACAGUGCGAAGACUUCCAAGAAACUGCUCAUUGUGGGCGAUCAAUUGGCCAGAAACUGCGCUAGAGUCUUACAUAAUUCAAUGAAGAGCAUAGGCUAUAUAGUUGAAGGAAUUGUUAAGCCCAACACAGAGGCUGCAAAUAUCACAAGUAAUAUUUUCACUCAAACUAUGGAUCAUGGACAAAGUGACUAUGUAAUUAUUGUUUUCAGCACAAAAAACAUAAGCAACCACAAAACAUUGAACAGUUUUCUUAGAAAUGUAUUACCACUGGGUAAAUUUACAAAUCUAGUAAUUCUUCUAAAGUCCGAGCCUGUAGAUGAAGCCUUAGCAAUUCUAUUGGAAAACAAAAUAACUAGUUAUAUUAAAAAUAACCCUAACUGUUCAGUGAAGUUAUUAGUAGCAAAGAAUGGUUUUCGCAAAUCACUGGCAAACAUCAUAAGAAGUCAUGUGCAGACGAGCUGCUCUACCCUCAAAAGAAACGUUUUGUUAUCGCCUCCAAUAAUUCCAAUUUAUAAAAUGGAACGUCGAGUGCAUUGCAACAGUGAGAGUACUGGUGCUUUUUUACUGGCCAGUGGGAAUCCGAUACUAAUCACCUAG
Molecule: messenger RNA, 867 nt
Organism: Acanthoscelides obtectus
Lineage: Eukaryota; Metazoa; Arthropoda; Insecta; Coleoptera; Chrysomelidae
Source: the annotation of a GenBank genome assembly